UUAUUUUAUGUUUACGUGCCAGUUCUUCUCUUGUCGUUGGCGUUUCCUUUUUGUUGUUUUUACGUCUUCAUCCUUCUUCUCUUCUCCUCUUCCCUUCUGGUUCCCUUUGUCAUCGUCAUGUCUUCUUCUUCUCCUGUUUCUGGUGGUUCUGACUUCUUCUUCUUUUGAUUUUUCUUCUGCGCUUGUUCUUAUUAUGAUUUUCUUAUUUCAUCGAGCUGGUGCUGCUUCUUUUUCUUUUCUGACCAUUCUUCUUCUUUCCUGAUUUCUUCUUAUUCUCAUAUUCGUCGAUUUUAGUGUGCAAUCAUUGCAUCUAUCUGACGACCGUCAUUGCACCGAUACAGUGGUGGGAGAGGAGAGCAAAUCGUUUUUCUCUACACUCAAUUAGGUUGGGCGGGAAAUAACUGGACACUGUAGCGAAAACAAGCACGAAAAUACAAACCAACGCUGCCAGAAACCAGCUAUAACUAUCAACACAAAUUCUACUUUGCCAAGGAACAAAUGAGUGACUGUCGGAUCUUUAGCAGUCAUCAGCGAUGUUGCAGCGAGUCUAGGAAGAUCUCAAUAGGGGUGUUGGUUGAUGCUAUUUCCGAGGAACAAAACAAAGAUAUCAAGGAUGCAGAGUUGCUAACCGCAGAAAAUAGAAGUCCUAGCGAAGAAAAUGCUGUAAAAAAUCAUGAUGAACCUACUUGCCUUUUGAAAAAGAAUUUCGCAGCUACACGGGAAUGUGCCUCUCCAUGGCUUUCCGCUACAUGUUUCAACCCAACAGCACCUUCUUCAGUUCCAGUUCGAGUUCACGUUGCAGAACAAUCUCCAAGUUCUUUCGCCACCUGCAGAGUGCCCAGCGUAAAGCUCCUAGAGAAACCAUCUGCAGCCAACUCUGGUGGAAAAACUGGUUUAGAAUCUGAUGAAUGUGGACAGAAAUUAUUUCGCAAAACCACUCAAUUUGUGGAUGCAAGGAAGCUUAGUCAUGAGGAGCAUGUGAAGACUACUGUGUUUACAAAUAAAACUGAGGUUGUACUAGAGAAUGAACAGGUGCAGGAUAAAGAUAGGAAAGCAGAAACUGUGGGCACAGAAACUUUGAGAAUGGAACUCUGGAAGAUCUUGGAAAAUGUUUCACCAAACAAUCAAAGUGUAAAUCCUCAGACAGCCAAGUUGCACUCAGAUGAAGACUGGUGUUGGAAGACUAGCAACAUGGAGCAUGCAAAGACUACUGUGUUUGCAAAUGGACCUGGGGUUGUGCUAAAAAGUGAACAGGUGCAGGAUAAAGAUAGGAAACCAGAAACUGUGGGCACCAAAAAUUUGAGAACGGGACUCUGGAAGAUCUUGGGAAACUUUUCACCAAACAAGCAAAGUGUCAAUCCUCAGACUGCGAAGUUGCAUUCCGAUGAAGACUGGUGUUGGGAACACAGUCCUGUUGGAGAAAGAAACUCUAACUCUGAAAAAAUUGAAGAUGAUUACAAAAACCAUACUUCUGGAAGACCAAUGAUAUAUUCCCCGAACAAGAAGAAGAAAACUUUCACCAGAAACCAUGGAAACAAAAUUAAAGCUAAAAAGCCUACAUGCCACAGAAAAGUGUUUCCGCAAAAGAGAUUAUUGUCAUUUAAAGAUGAUUGGUCUGGAAGAUUAUAUGACAAUUUCAUUGAAGGCUCUUUGACUUCUAAGAGAAACAGGAUUGGAAGACAGAGUUCUGGAUUGGAGAUUCAUCACAGUGUUAAUAGCAAAAUUGUGGAAGAGAAACAACUGUCGGAAAGCAAGACGGCUGUUGAGAAAUCCAUGGUGCAGAGAAAUGAAUUUGUCAAUGCUGAUGCUGCUUAUGAUCGAAGGUGUGAUCUAUUUGAAGUGCCCAACUUUGGUUCUGAAAAAGACUAUUCUAUUGAGUCUCCACAGAUAGGGGUAAUUGAGCAACAGAAAGAUGUUGAGCAGCGGGUGGAUGCUGAAAUUUCAAACUCGAAGGAUCAGCAGUCAACUUCUUUGUUGAAGAACAGGGGAAGUUGUGUGCAAGAUUCAUUGACCUCUAAAUUUCAAAUUAUAUCCCCCAAAUGUUUACCAGAAAGUAAGCAAGAACAGCUCCAUGGACUUAGUUUUGCCAAAAGUAUAUAUAUUACGCAAGGAAUCCAAAGCUUCAAAAGUUUGAGUUCAAAAGCAGCCAAAGGAAAAGCAAACAUUCAACUGGAAUUAUCUGAUGGUAGGUGUGAAUUAAAUGAAAGUCUCCAUACUAAGCCAAGAUGUAUCAUGGAAGGCAACAGUGAAAAUCUGAUGUGCAGAUCAUCUACCAAUCUGAUGGAUAAUGAGAACAUAGAAGAUGAUUCUAAUAUGCAAGAUGCCACAGAAUCAGAGCAGUUAUCUCCUGAAGUAUGUAUGCAGAAUUUUCUACAUGGUACCACCAAAAAAAUUGGCGAGCAAAAAGAUGCUGAAAUGACUGGAUGUAUUCCAGAGUCAGAGUCAUUCAAAGACAAAUGGGCAGCAGCUAGUGAUGGUAAUGAUCUUCAGUUUCACAUGCAACAAAUUCAUGAGGAUGGCCUUGCUAGUGCUGUAGCUCUAUUUAAUGUGGCUUUAUGUCAUAUUAAAACGAAACUGAAGUCAAUGAGAAACAAAAGUUCUGCUGAGAUUUUGUGUGCUGCUGCUGAGGAAAUACUUUUGAUACUUCAGAAUGCUGAAUCCCAGGUCAAAAUAGAUGUGGCAAAGCUGACCAAUUUUAGUCAGUCCAAGAGGAAGCAGCUUGACAAUAGAUUCGAAGAGCAACAAGAAUGGUUGCUUGGAAUAUACAAAAGUUUCAAGGAUGAGGUUGACCGGCAUAUUAAGCAUUACAAUGACAUAAUUGAGGAUACAGAAGAACAUGUAAUUGAGCUUAAACAAACUGUGGAAAAACAAAGAGCUGCACACAGAAUUCUGAUGUCACAAGUGGAGCAAGAAAUUAAGGUUGAACUCGAAGAUGCUGAAAGCAGAGUCAUGGCUGUUCGGGAAUUGGCUGAGGAGAAGAUGCUUCAAUUGAGACUUGCGGUAGCAGAGUCAGUAAGCGGUGAUGCUUUUGGCUGAAAAGAGUUUUAACAUUUGCUGGGUGUGAUCUCUUCUUUGUAAUGUUUUCACUACUAAGAAUUUUCUGAAGAGAGGUGUUUGAAACAAGGGGUGAUACAGUUUUGAUUUGAGAACAUAGAAUUAGCUGGAUGGUGAAUUGUGUGCGUUGUGUGAACCUUAGCCAGUUUGCUUUUUGUGCGGUCAAGUACACAACAUGGGCAGGCAUAGCAAAGCAAAUCUACUUUAACAACCAUGGCGUCGCAUUAAUAUGUUAGUGCAUAGCCAAAAUAGGGAAUAUCUUAAUGAAUGCAUGCACACGCACAUACAUCUU
Molecule: messenger RNA, 3346 nt
Organism: Andrographis paniculata
Lineage: Eukaryota; Viridiplantae; Streptophyta; Magnoliopsida; Lamiales; Acanthaceae
Product: meiosis-specific protein ASY3
Exons: 10
Coding region: 499-3036 (845 amino acids)
Biological process (GO): meiotic cell cycle
Source: RefSeq, a predicted model, not a curated record